Messenger RNA from Haliotis rufescens (red abalone), 2884 nucleotides. Its product is annotated as excitatory amino acid transporter 3-like. The coding region runs from base 562 to 2187 and encodes 541 amino acids. The transcript is spliced from 9 exons. NCBI's taxonomy places the organism in Eukaryota, Metazoa, Mollusca, Gastropoda, Lepetellida, Haliotidae. Gene Ontology annotation, cellular component: plasma membrane. Gene Ontology annotation, biological process: L-glutamate transmembrane transport. The record is from RefSeq and is a predicted model, not a curated record. Gene Ontology annotation, molecular function: L-glutamate transmembrane transporter activity; glutamate:sodium symporter activity; neutral L-amino acid transmembrane transporter activity.
UUGUAAUAAGGAUUGUCAGGUCAUGACUGACAUUGUACGCAGGUUUAUGGCAAAUACAAGACGCAAUUAGACACGGACGUCGGAUCCUUUUUGUCAUCACUUCAUUCGGUCGCUGCUUGAGGUGGACGUACUUGCAACUUCGCACUUUGAAUCCUCCUCUGCCUUGAAGCCGGCGUGGUCAGCCUAUCGUACACAUAUUUACAUUUGCAAGCCCUUGUGCUUGUUCUCGACAGGGGCAAUAUUUGCUUCAGACUUAACAAUCCAAGCCGAGGGCCAAUAAAAUGUGGCCAUGAUGUUUCCUUGCGUGUAGACCGACAUACAUUAGAAACCCUUACUGUCGAUUGGUUGGUUUCACCAGGUAACGGCUUUACCCAGGGGUUACCUGUGACUGUUGACGGUUGUCACUCCACUUGCUCGCCUCUUGUCAAACGGACUUAACUCGGGGAACAGUUCCGAUCCACGGAAGGAGAACCGAGAUUCAGGUCUAGCUGACCUGAAAUUUCUUUACUGUUAGAAAAUCAGACACAAAUCAUAUUAAAUAUUAGACUUCACAACUCCAAAAUGGAAGACAGUAAAAUCAACGGUGAGAAGGGGAAGUUCUCCCCAGCGUUCGUAGACAUCCAAACUGCCGAGGUUGUUGAACCCCCUCCCUCAAUGGGGAGAAGGAUUUUGCGCAUCUUCAGGAAGAAUCUCUUGAUAUUCCUUCUGAUCCUGGCUUUAUGUCUUGGAGUGGGGAUCGGGGCAGCGCUGCGGACCGUGGAACCAAAGUUUGAUUACCGACAGUUGAUGUACCUCAAGUUCCCCGGAGACUUACUGAUGAACAUGCUAAAGAUGUUGAUUCUUCCUCUCAUCGUGUCCAGUCUCAUCUCUGGACUUGCCUCCCUGGACACUAGAUCGUCUGGCAAGAUGGGGGGUCUGGCCGUGGCCUACUACCUCAUCACCACCUUCGCCGCCGUCGUGCUCGGCAUCAUCCUCGUUGUCAGCAUCGGGCCUGGUUACAAGGGGGGAGAUGCAAAGAGAUCUGGUUCGUCAAAAAUAGUCAACACCGCCGACACCUUCCUUGACCUCCUCAGACAAUGCUUCCCGGACAACUUAAUCGAAAUCGCCUUCCUGAAGCCCGUGACCGAACAAAAGGAAAUACCCUACGAGGAGGAGACGAUGACAACGGCGAUAAUGAACUCAACCAUGUCCACAAUGACAACGGCGAUAAUGAACUCUACCAUGUCUACAAAUACAACAACGGAAAUGACGACGUCCAACACUACCACAACACCAGCACCCAAGAAGUACUUACCCGAGGUGGGGAAGACGAGUGGCAUGAACGUGCUCGGUGUCGUCACUUUCUCCAUUUUCUUCGGCAUCAUCGUCGGCAGGCUGGGGGAGAAGGCCAAGGCAAUGAAGGAUUUCUUCGACGCCCUAAAUGAGGUCACCAUGAAGCUGGUGUCCCUUGUCAUAUGGUACUCCCCUAUCGGCGUGUUGUUCCUGGUGGCCCACAAGGUUGUAGAGAUGGAAAACCCAGAACAGACCUUCCAACAGCUGCUGUACUAUUUCCUCACCGUCAUGGCCGGACUUUUCGCUCACGGCUUUAUCACACUUCCGCUCAUCUACUUCAUUUUUGUCCGGAAGAACCCGCUCAAGUUUAUUGCAGGUGUGGCCCAGGCGAUAUUCACAGCCCUCGGCACAUCCUCCAGCUCUGCAACUCUGCCAAUCACGAUGCGAUGCUUGGAGCAGAACAACGGAGUGGACCGCCGUGUGACUAAGUUUGUAGCCCCCGUAGGUGCUACUAUCAACAUGGACGGCACCGCAUUGUACGAGGCUGUGGCGGUCAUCUUUAUUGGUCAGAUGCAGGGAUACGACCUCAGCAUCGGUCAGAUCAUUAUCAUCAGUAUAACGGCAACAACGGCCGCCAUUGGUGCUGCAGGUGUUCCCCAAGCUGGUCUGGUUACCAUGGUGAUAGUGCUGACAGCAGUUGGAUUCCCCACAGAGGACGUAACGCUCAUCCUGGCUAUUGAUUGGCUAUUGGAUCGGUUCCGUACCGCCAUCAACGUCCUUGGUGAUGCAUUCGGAGCGGGAAUUGUGGCUCAUCUGGCUAGAAAUGAGCUGAAGAAUAUGGACAAUGAUAUUGAAUUUGGCGACGGACAGACCAACAACGGAUAUAUAUCUAGUACACUCGACGAGAGGCUAUAAACACUCGAUCCUUACAACAUGCUUGUCCGAAUCAUUUCCUUUUUACAGCCGUGUCCCGAUAUCUCUGAGUCAAUGGGAAAGUGAGGUAGCCUGGUAGUUAAAGCGUUAGCUCGUCACUCUUAACACCUGCGUUCGAUUCCCAAAUGAGUAUACUCUAUUCUGAUCAUCUGUGUCCCAUGUCGUGAGAGUGCUUCAACUGUACUCAAUUGUUGAACAAGUUCAACAAACCGGAUAUGGCAUUCGUGAAAGAAAGAAAUGAUAUUUAUACAGGUUCCCGUUAACUUCGAUAUAAACACCAUUUGUAGAUACUCGUGUUUGAGGUAACGGGGGAUGAGUGUAGGAAACAUUGUCGUCUAGCAUCUUGUUCUUAUCCUUGCGUUUCUAUGACGAAUAGUGAAACCCCGUUUAACCGGACACCGUUACCGGACACCGUUAGUCCGGAAAAGUAGCCACCCAGAGGAGUACUGUUAGAAACGUUUUGUUCUAAUGACAUUUUUCGUGACAAUGAUUCGUCAACCUGGACAUUUGUUAAUCAGGAUGAUUUUAAUUUGAAGAGCAGUGUCCGGUUUAACGGGCUUAGGCAAUACCCAGUACUUUUCAAUCUCAUUAAAAUCAGACCUUAGUUCUCGCUACCGCUAAAACAAAGAUCUGAAGACAUCCCAUUAGGGGUCACGUCAGAACGACCUUUCAUCCGACC